CGAGACUCGAUGCAUUCCGCGCUGAGCGCUGACCGUCCGAGUGCCGAACGCGCGGUGCAUCGACUCCUGGACGCCUGGCCCCAGCUGCCCAGUGCGGAUACCCGACCCUCCGUCGGGCGUCGCAGCGCUGCGCCUCAAGACACCAGCAUAUAUAUCUUAUAAGUAAUUGAGAUUCGAGAGUCGAGUCGAGUAGACAGGCCUGCAUCAGGCCGCAGGCGCCAGCGCCGCGGGCCACGCUCACAUCGGCUCGUCUCCUCGUCUCUUGUGAGCGUGUAUGCGUGUAUGCGUGCGCGCCCAGUCCGUUGAUGAGAGGACCGCCGAGAGGAGAGGACCAGGGAUCUAGAACGAGUUCCGCGAUUGAUCGGGGGGCAUACAACACACCGCCCGGACUGCUUGCUUGGUGCUAUUGUUGAGCCUCGCGCGCGCGAGGAACAGCUGAGCCAUGUCGUUCAGGCAGCUCCCAGCCAUGUCCCAGCCGCUUCCGGGAGGCCAGUGAGCCCCACAAGGACCUGCGCGAGCGGACUCCGCGUGAGAGCCAUAAGAAAGAAGGCAGGAAGCUAUUAGUGCGAGAGUGAGACAGAGAGAGAGAGAGAGAGAGAGAGAGAGAGUGAGCGCGCAAGCACGGCAUUAACAGGGAGAGAGAGGGAGACGAGUGACAGAAAACGGUUGCCCGAGUAGCGCCUCGGUAAAUGGAGCCUUGGCUCGGCUCUUCCUGUAUUCGUCGAGGCUCGAGGAGGCGGCGCGCCGCUAUCCACCUGCGGCCGAGACUGCACCUGCAGCUAUCCUGGACGACAUGCUUGGCGAGCCCCGUCUGGCUGCCACUGUGCUCGCCGUCCUCGUCACCUGCUAGCUGCUAACCUGGAUAGUCCGGACUGGCGGGAGCCGGAGUAGCUGGAGCUACCGGAGCGGAGAGGAGGGAGCGAAAAAGAGCCGGCGCCAUGAGUGCCCAGAGCCAGGGCUGCUCGACGCCGAUCAAGCUCGAGCCCGCUGCUGCUCGAGUCAAGAAAGAGCAGCUCGAGAUGCUGGCUGAUGCCCAGGCCACCACCGAUGCCAGGCUCCACCUGCAGCAGCAGCCAAGGCUUACUGGAGUCAACUGCAUCACCCCCUCCGCCCAGUCUGUCCUGCCUUCGCCCUCGCCCUCACCCUCCCUUGCCAAUGGCUACCCUACCACGGACUUGCUGCACGACAUCCUCAGGGCAAGCAAAUUGAACAGCCUGGCUCAUCAUACUCCUGCCGCCAAGAAUGAAAAGAUACGCCUCAUGAUUGAGGACAGCAUAAGCGAAGAGUCAAGAUCUCGAGUGCAUGAUAUUUUUUCUCAAGUUGAGCAGCUGAAAUUGGAAGAGAAGUUAUUGCUUUACCUCAAGCUUCCAAUAUCUCUGACAAAUCCCAAUGGUACCGUGGAUCCUCUGAGGCAACCUUUGAAUCCACUGGGUAAUCGAUAUGAGAUUUAUCAGACCAUAAUGUGGAUUAAAACACACCUUGAGGAGGAUCCAGAAGUUUCAUUACCAAAGCAAGAAGUCUACGAUGAAUACAAUAUCUUUUGUUCGAAAAACUCCAUGAAGCCACUUUCAACUGCUGACUUUGGAAAAGUCAUGAAACAAGUUUAUCCUCGGGUUCGACCUCGUAGACUGGGUACCCGUGGCAAUUCUCGGUAUUGCUAUGCUGGAAUGCGAAAGAGAAUCAAGCUAGACCCUCCAACAUUACCUUCAGCAACCGCUACAGAAGUGGGUGAAGAUGCAGAGCACAAUGUUACUGAAGAAAUGCUGGGAGCUGCUUCAACAAUCAUUCGGGAAUGGGCAGAAUUUUUAUUGGAAACCAAGUUUCCAACACUCUGUGCUUUGGGAAAGUAUCUUGUUAACAAUCUUUAUGUUGAUAGUCGAUCUUUGGCUGCUGUUUGUAUACUGAGUGCUUCAGGAGAAGCUCAACCUGUGACAAAAAAAGCAGAUGAGAGUCCAGGAUUACCAGCAACGCCUACUUUAGUAAAGAUGGGAAAGCUCAGGGAAGCUCAACUUCAACUGCAGCGGAAACUUCAACAACGAGAGCAAGUGCGCGAUCUGAAACAUCGACAUCUUGAAAAUGUUUUGCAGAGUCAAAACAAUGAGAAAACUGUUGAUCAGAAUAACGAGGGCGUCGGAAGUGGGAACAAAAAAGGUAAAAAGGGUAAAGCUAAUGUGAAUCACCUGGCACAAGGUACAAACGCGUCGAGUAAAAUAAACGCAACAGCCGUCGUUUCAGCCGGCCGACAGAAGAAAGUUCUUAAAAGCAACAACCAAUCCUGCAGUAUCUCCCUGCAGUCCAACUGUGAUAAUCUAGUGGUACAAUCGAUUCAAGACGAGCAAAAUAGUAGCACUUCUAGGCUAGUGACGAGUGAUAGCGCAAUUUCGCCAAGAGAAAUAAAGACAAAAUAUACGCGGAAACGUGCAAGCUCGAGUGUAGCCCUGCAGGCCAGCAGCGAAUCGAGUCCCGAGAAGCAGUUGAAACUUGUAGAGGCUCAGCAAAAUGCCUUGGAAAGCGUAACGCGGUCUUCAACCCCGGGAUCUAGGCUCUCUUCAGCUUCAAACCAGCAGUCUGCAAAGAUUUCAGUGAUACUAGCUAAUAAUCCGAAAGCCGCCAAGAGCAACAAGACUACCGGCGAAGCUGCCGUCGCCCCUCUCGUCAAUCAGCCCAUUAAAAGCUGUGAUAAAGAAUUAUCUCUGUGUUCCAACAAUUACUCCAAGUCGAACGGCUACUCCAACGGAUCUGAUUUACCGAGAAAAACGAAUUUAUUGACAGAGAAUGAAAUUCGCCUCUUGCAAGAGAACUCGAGUCUUGCCAGCGUAAAAGGCAAGCUUGGCUCCAUCGACAGUGAUGCUCUCAAUGAUUAUUUGAACGGAGGUAAUAACUCUCAAGAACCGGAAGAAGAAUUGAUGUUAUAUUUUCAGCAAAGCAACUCGUCAAGCUCGGAUAUGGAGCUAAGCGGAGUUGUCGCUGAAACAGAAUUGGCCUCUAGGCAGGACAAAGUAUCCCAAUUGAGAAUCAUUCUGCAAGAAAAUCUGAAAGAUUCAGUAUUACCGGCCAAAAAAGAUAGUUUGCAGAGCGUAGUCGCAAACGAAAAGCAACAAACUUUGCAAAAGCACAAUUUGAUACUACCGACUCUGCUCAAUAAAAACAAUAACGUUAAUACAAGACGUCGAGUCAGUUUCGAGACGAAUACCGUCGAGCAAUCUCAGGAUAAUGGAGGCAAUGCAAGCGCGCUCAACAGCAACACCGUCCCGCAAAGCCCCAACACUCGACGAAGGAUCUUCAACUUUACGCCCAUUUCACCUGGUCCACAAUCCCCCAUCAAUGGACGUGCUUCGAAAUCGAAUUCUGCGAAUGCUAGUCCCUUCGUGUCACCUCGAAACACGCCAGUGCCACGUUCCAGGAGCAAUUUGCAAGGAAGUUGUCGGUCUCGGGGCUCGCAAAAAAUUCUCUCUCGCUCGAUAUCAUGUAACGUACCUUUCACGAGCAACAAAAAUGAAACCUUUAUUGUGCCUACUACAGGAUCUGAAAUAAAUAGGCACGUUCAUUCGCCUCUUGCCGUCAACAACAAAGCGUCUCAAGCUUCUCAACUUGGACUGCAAUCUCUUCAGCAGGAUCCAGUGCCCAAGUCGCAAAAUCUACCUUGCGCUCCCUUUCUCACUGAUCUCGCUUCUCAAGAGCCUCAACUGCUCAUCAAUUACCCAAGCCAAGAAAAUCUUCAAGAAAUCAAGAAUGUCUAUCAGCAGCAGAAGCAUCAACCGACCGAUCAAGAAAUUAGUGAUUUAUUGCAAAGUGAAAGCGAAAAGCAGCAGUUUGUCAAGGACCAGCUCUUUCGCUCUCAAUCUGUACCGCUACACAGGAUGGUGAAUCCUGCUCUUCUCUCGCCAAUCUCAUCGCAUCAUACGCCAACGUUCCUUAGUCACAGUUUUAAUCCGUCUACCAAUAGUUCAAUAGCUCCAACGCCAGUUCCGAGUGAAUUCAACGAUUUUGGUUCGAUAAGCCAGUGCGAUAGCACGAGCUACUUGAUUGAGGUAGAUCCACUAGUCACCGCUGGUCAACCGUUCCUUAUGGAGGACAAAGAGAUGAUUCCUGAUAACUUGAAUAACAUAUUUGACAUGCUAAAUCAAGACUCCGAAAUCUUGACAGAGAGCUCUACUGACAAGGAGCGAACUGAAACUUCAGAUCCGAUAUUGAUGAAUUCUUUAUCUAGUUUAAACGAUCGUGCGCUUUUGGAGAGUUCCAGCAGCGAGCUCUUGGCUAACUGGACAAAUGGAAAUACUGCAGGCAACAACAACAGUAACAGUAACAAUACUUGGGUGAAUUCUGCAUCAAAUAAUGCUCCCAAGAUUCUGCAUUCGCGCUCUUAUCCAAACACGCCUUUGCCCAUACCGAAUUCCUCUUUCACGGUUCAAUAUCCGGAAGAUAGUAACGGUUCCAAAUCAUACCCGACAACGCCAUUGCAUAAUUUACAGCAGCAGGAAACUUGGACGGAGAGUAACGAGCCAAUGCUGUUUAGUCCGACACUCAAUACACUGAGUCUUCACAGUCAGACUGGGAAUAUUGGCAACGUAUGUCCCACUAACGUUGAGUGCAAUGUGGGCGAUUUCUUGGAACCCGACAUGACGAACGACGAUACCGAUGAUCUUGGCUCCCUCGGUAAUUUCGAGGGCCUGCAGGAUGUCGGUGCACUCUCGCCUUUGUUUACAGAAGUUGUGGAAUCAAAUCACUGAGGACUAAGACUUUUAAUGAACAGUAACCGAGGUCAUUCCUUGGAAUGUGCUAGUGAGUUUUUAAUAUUCGACAAUUUAAAAAAAAAAUGAAAUUUAUCGGUUUUAAAUUGUAUUAUAUAUGACAAUUGUCAAGUUCUUCAUUAAAAGUGCUCAUUGUUUCGAGAGAUAGGGACCAGCUUUUAAUGUCGUCUUGUUAGUUAAUUUUUUCUUGUUAGCAUUAUGCCUCGAAUCCAAUAUUUAUACAUUGAAAUUUUCUAGUAAAUAAUCAUGUCUUGAUCGUAAUCGAGCGAUAAGAGAUUUUUUUUAAUGAUUCAAAAUUAGCGACAGGUUGUUUAUAACGGCUGGUCUAGAAUUCGAUAGUAUUAUCGAGAAUUAUUUCUAAUAUCACACAAGUCCUUGAAAAAAUUUCUUUGUAAAAUGACCAUAAUAGGUCUUGCAUAAAAUCUGUUGUAAAGAUUUUUAAAUAAUACAGUGCUUGCACUCUAAACCAACAUUUUGUUUGUUUAAUUACCUCAUUUUCAAAAGUAAUAUAAAUAAAGUACUCAUAUUGAUCAUUUGAUUUAGUAGUGAAAAUAGAAAUACAAACUUGGAAAUCGCAAGAGCUUUUAAAAUUAAAAAAUUCUCACAUAUUAUAUUAUACAGAUUUAUUUUAAGUAGGUUUUUUAUAUAUCUCAAUUGAUUGAAUACUUUAUUGUGUACUACUAUAUUUGACAGGGCAAUUUUUCAAACUAAAAGAGAUUUGAUUGAUAAUAGUAUAUUUUGGACAAAAUAUUUUUAAUUAUGUAUUUUAUUGAUGACUGUGUAAUCUGUUGUACAGAAAGACACAAGUUCCGAUGUGAUCGACUGAUUUAAAACUUAAAAACAAACAACUUUGUACCAAAAUUUUUCAACUCAAAAUGACCAAAUAAUUCUCAUUCUAUCUCUUUUUGUUUUGUGAAUAACCCUCACGUUAUCCGUACCAUUACGGUUAAUAUACAUAUAUAAAUACUUGAAUAUCGAAUGGUUGUUGAAAAAAAAAGGAAAAAAUUUAAUAAAUGCUAAUGUAAUGUGAUGUGAGUAGUUGAGUUCUGAAAAAUUCCAUUGGCUGCGCGUCAUUUAAAUUCACACUAUUUAAAUAGAGGUAUAAAAAUAAAAAAUUUUAAUUUUUAUCUAGUCGGAUUAACUCACGUUCGAUAAUCGAAGUGCAUCAAUACAAGUACUAGGGUUGGUACGAAGAUGUGCUCUAAUGAUUCGC
This is a messenger RNA of Nasonia vitripennis (jewel wasp), 5964 nucleotides long. RefSeq names its product DNA-binding protein RFX7. Gene Ontology annotation, biological process: regulation of transcription by RNA polymerase II. Gene Ontology annotation, molecular function: DNA-binding transcription factor activity, RNA polymerase II-specific; RNA polymerase II cis-regulatory region sequence-specific DNA binding. The transcript has 6 exons. Bases 939 to 4730 code for a protein of 1263 amino acids. NCBI's taxonomy places the organism in Eukaryota, Metazoa, Arthropoda, Insecta, Hymenoptera, Pteromalidae. The record is from RefSeq and is a predicted model, not a curated record.